Molecule: messenger RNA, 878 nt
Organism: Camellia sinensis
Lineage: Eukaryota; Viridiplantae; Streptophyta; Magnoliopsida; Ericales; Theaceae
Source: RefSeq, a predicted model, not a curated record
UCCCUCAAACCAAACAGGUAUACAUGAGAUCUAAUGCUAACCUGGUAGAUAAUAAAUAAAAUAAUUCUUGCAACCAACAAAGGGAAGAUUCCCUCAAACCAAACAGGCACAUGAGAUCUAAUCCCAACCCCUAUAUAUGACACCCAACUCCACUCUCUAACCUUCAUUGCCUCAAACACCACAAACCAUUUUCCAAGUACCCAUUUCUCACAAUGUCUCAAUUCCUUCUUGUUUGCUUGAUCUUAGCAAAUGCUUUUGUGCUGAAUGUAGCAUCAUCUUUCCCAAACCCUCCAUAUCCGAGCCCACGAAAGCUCGGAAACCACCAUAUUAAUGUUGUGUUGUCCUCUGUUGCACCAAGUUUGAGCCCAUCCAGAGCACCUGAAAGUGAAGCUGUGAACUCGGUGAAAGAGGUCAGUGCAUCGGAUCAAGUGACGCGGUUCAUCCCGGGGCAGCAAGUUCGGAUAGAAAAACAGCACCGUUCGAUUGAUAGGUCAGUCGCCGGAGGUGGUGUGAUUCUUGGGGGCCUUGCCACCACUUUCUUGGUGGCUGUUUUUUGUUACAUCAGGGCAACUAGGAAGAAAAAUGCAGAGCCUGAAGCCUAAAAGUAGUGUUCUUUUUUUCAUAUGUGAAUACAUGUAUAGAAUUGAGAGUAGAACAUGAUUUUGCUAGCAUCAUUCUAAAAAGAAAAAUAAAAUAAAAUUGGAAAUGAGAAUUCAUUGUUCAUUGACAUAAAGUGGCUGAUUGAAUCAAUAAUUUUAGUGAUCGAAAUGGUUUGGUGGGAAAUGUACCUAUUCAAAUAGGAAAAUGUUAGGGACACUAUCUGGACCUUUUCCUCAAGUGACACGACCAAUAAAUUAGUGAGCAGCCAUUGGGCGCCA